UACACAACAUGGCGGACGUUUGACAGCUUCUAAAUAUUUUGUUAGAUAUCUUUUUGUUAAUUUGGGACUAUGGAUGAGGAGGCACGAGCUGAUUCUUCUGGAGCGACUGUAACAAUGCGUCUCAUAAGGUCGUUUGAAUACAGGAAUAUCAAAUAUGUCGUAUUUAAAGAUGUGUCAUUGGAACAAACAGCCAAAGAUUUCAUGGACUUUGUCGUUUCGGAUAUAAAGAAAAGAUCUGAUGUACCCCUUCCAUUCAGGACCUUUGCAUAUGACACAAUGAAAAUUCAGCAUAAAGCACAUGGUGCCAAAACAAGUGAUCCAGUGAUAAACACAGAAAAUGAUGAGAUGCUUAUGCUUAGACAGGACUGCAGUCUUUCCAAGAAUGGAAUUGGACAUGAAACAGAAAUAUCUUUCUUCAAGAAAGAAGAUUAUGAUAGAUACAAAGCUAACCCAGUGCUGAAAUGGUAGAGAAUGAUCCCAGAACUUAUUUGAGACAAUCCCGUGGCUCUCUGGGUAAAGUCCCGUCAUAUAGGAAUGGUGAUUCGGCCAAGUUUUGGUUGGGACCACAUUGAAGAGGUGCCUUGCACGGACGCCUUCCCUGCCGACCUCGUCGAGAUGGGGAGUGUCUGCAAACUGGCCGCUGAUAAAUUGCCAGCCUAAUCCAUCCAUGGAAACCAAAAUGACCGUUUCUUUUGCUUGGAAGGUUCUUUUUGUUUCGACGAGGUGAGGUUUGGAGAUGAGAACGAGGCAAGUUGCCUGUAGGAGAACAUGAAUGGCAUCCGUUUUCCUCAUGUUGGAUUUGGGUUUCGGCUGAUAAACACACCGUGGUCGCUGAGAAUUUGUUCGAGAAAAAAAAACAAUAGUUAAAUUAUUCGUGGUAAAGAAAACAAUAACCUUAAGAGCCCUUGUCAUAAGUCUGACCUUUUUCAUCCGCGUAACUUAACAAGAAAUCACGAAAGUCAAAAAUCAACUCGAACUUCUUCAAAGUAAGCUAAAUAUUACAAAAUAACUGUAUUAAGAGCAGUUUUAAGGAAUUGUAGUGCGAGUGUAAACUUUUAAGCCAUAUUUCAUAUUAGAAAUGUAUAGAUAACAAUAAGAUUAUAACUCGAGAUCUCUAUCGAGUGUGUCACCGUAUUUCGACGUCCUCUGUGAUCUGUUACUGAACAGACCUACGGCAAAAUAUUUGGGAAAUAGACAACGAGAAGCGUGGUGAAUUACAUUACAGAAAAAUAACCUGUUACAAAUCCUGAGGCAUCGUCUUAGGUACACAAUUACAUUGAUCUUACGGUCAUUAUUUACUAAAAACUCUCAGACAUGUCUAAUGCAGUUAUGAAUUUUUUUUUUACAACCAACAGUGCCAGCCACUUCUUGGGGAGUAAAAGCGUGAAAAAGAGCUUCUUCCGCGCGUGUCGCCCCACUCGCGUGCAAUGUUCAAAUUCACUCUUGCGUUUUCGCAGUGAAUCUCACGCAUGUGGAUUGAAAACCCUGAUUUCGCGCUAGCUCAAAUCUGCUUAACAAUUAUUUUCCACGCCCACCGCUAUCUCAGCCUUACCUGACAAAUUUUUGGAGAGAUGAGUGGCGUAAGAUAAACUCGAAUGACCAGAAGAGACGAAAAGUCCUCGCGAAUCGUAGGCCGAACCGUUCGGUUGAGAGCGGCAGAGCGCUGAAGUCGCUUCUGUGUUUACCACUCUGGGUAAGAACAGAACGUUUUCCAAAUAUUUCAUGUCCUUUGAAAAAAAAGUAUUUAAUUUCCUUUGAAAACAAAAUAUUUCAUUUCCUUUGAAAACAAGUGUUGAAUUGCGAUUUCAAACCCGUUGGUUUUAACACGUGGGUCAUCAUAGGUCAUCUAGAACCAAGAGAGACAGCGGUAUGCAUUCACAAUUGAUUUGGAUCCAAGCUCUUUCCUUCAACAUCACGCCAUUCGUUUCUAGUUUAGACCACGUUUCCUCCUCAAAUCAAGUUAGUUUUUGCACGUGUCCAAUUAAUUUUUUAUAUAAACUAGGUAAUAUC
Pocillopora verrucosa is the source of this 2010-nucleotide messenger RNA. Lineage: Eukaryota; Metazoa; Cnidaria; Anthozoa; Scleractinia; Pocilloporidae. The record is from RefSeq and is a predicted model, not a curated record.